AUGCCGAUUGACUACUCUAAAUGGAAGGAUAUCGAGGUGUCCGAUGACGAGGACGACACUCAUCCGAAUAUUGAUACGCCGUCACUCUACAGAUGGCGUCAUCAGGCUCGUUUAGAGCGAAUGGCCGAAAAGAAAAUGGAAAAAGAGGCGUUGGAAAAGGAGAAGAAGACGACGAGCAAGAAAAUGCAGGAACUCGAAAAGAAGCUUGCCGACGCUUCAGUCGACUCGAAAUCGUCAAUUCAACAACAAAUCGAUGAAGUGAAGGCUCAAGAGGAGGCGUGGCGUAAAAAGGAGGCGGAGCUUGAAGAAAAGGAACGUCUCGAGCCAUGGAAUGUGGAUACUAUCGGACAUGAGGCAUUCAGUACUUCAAGAAUUAAUAAGAUCACCGAAAAGAAGCCGGAAGUGAAGAAGACCGAUGAGGAGGAUAGUCACGAUAUGGCAUCGUUCUUCGAGAAGAAUGAGAGUCUUCUGGAAAGAAUUGGAACGCUGAAAGGAGGUGCGAAGGCGACGGAAAUCUUAUUGGCUGAACAUCCGCAUCUCGCUUGCGACUACACAGCCAACUGGCUCACAAUCGAAGCUCUGAACGCGGCGAUCUUCGAACAAGAGGAGAAAAUGAAGACGAUGGCCGAGCAAUGCAUCAUUAUUCAAUACUUGUUGGAAUUGUCGAAAUCGCUCAACGCAGUCGCCACGAACAUCACCGUCCAAAAGCAAUUCUUCAAGAAAUUCGAGUGCGCCGAGCCAGUUUACAUGAAACACUAUCAUGAUGAGGUGAAGGCGUUCGAGGAUCGCCUCAAAAUUCGAGCUCAAACGAAGAGAGAAGCGGCGAUGGAGGAGGCGGAAGCUGUUGAGAAGGAGGAGAGAAUCAAGGCGUCGCCGGGAGGAAUUGAUCCACAGGAGGUGUAUGAAGAGUUGCCGGAAGAGAUGAGAAAGUGCUUUGAGUCGCAUGAUAUUGAGGCGUUGAAAGGUGUCGCCCAGAAGAUGGAUGAGGAGGUCUUCAAGUAUCACUUCGAUCGCUGCAUCGCCUCGGGACUCUGGGUUCCAGGAAAAGCCGACGAAGAGGAAGAAGAGGAAGUCGUCGCGUCGACCUCAUCUGAAGACGUUCCGGAUACCAAAGCAUGA
Molecule: messenger RNA, 1119 nt
Organism: Caenorhabditis remanei
Lineage: Eukaryota; Metazoa; Nematoda; Chromadorea; Rhabditida; Rhabditidae
Exons: 4
Coding region: 1-1119 (372 amino acids)
Biological process (GO): protein stabilization; protein folding
Cellular component (GO): cytoplasm
Molecular function (GO): heat shock protein binding; protein-folding chaperone binding; protein kinase binding
Source: RefSeq, a predicted model, not a curated record